GUGCGCAGCAGGCCUGCGAAAGGCUUGGGACUCGAGAGUUUACCAAGAACUUAAUUAUACUUUGCUUUAAUAUUAAAAGCUUGACCCUUCCCACCGCCCUUGGGAUCCCCCCCCGUCUCUGCACACUUCACAAACCUCGUCAACACAACCACCCGAUCUAUCUCACAACCACUGACUGAUCCCUCAGCAUCCAAGCCUUUCCAAAGCUCAAAACGAACAAACUAAAAAAGAAAAUGCGCGCCAGUGUCCUGUCCCCCGUGCUCGCCGGCCUCGCGGCGCUUGCUUCCCUCGUUGCCGCCGCCCCCAUCGCUCCUGGAAACGAUAAUCCUGCUCCUUCCCUUCGUCCGGCCCCCCCUCGCACCCGCAUCUUUGCCCAGCUCCUCCGCCGCUGGGGUAAGCCCAAGGGCAAGGGCAAGGGCAUCGCGGGCUCUUCCGGCAGCCACGGCGGCUCCAAGCUGAACAUCUGGGAGCCCGGCUACGUCGUCUUUGAGCGCCCGGGCCCCUGGACGCCGACGACGACGACGACUACGACGCCGACGUCGUCCUCCUCGACCUCCUCUUUCUCGCAUGCUGACUGGGAUGCCGCGGUGGUCAUGGUGACGGUGACGGUCACGGUGGUCACGGCGACCGAGACCGGGCACGAGCUUGGUGCAACAACGGAGCCUUCAGCCACCGCCGCCGCCCUCUCCACAGAUCCGGGCACUACGAGCUUCUCUGCCGAGUUGGCGGCCACCGACGUCGUCGUUGCUCUCGUCGCUGUCGCCGGCCCCGUUGCUCGCCCACGUCCUGUCCUCUGUUUCCAGCUCUGCGACGUCAUCCUCUCUCGACUGAGUUCGACAGCUAUUCGGUGCGAGUCCCGUAGGAGUUUCAGUUUUUGGUUCUGUCGGUCGAUGGGCUCGUUUAUUAACCGAAUUGGCAGCAUUGAGGUGGAAACCUGGUCUCGGACUGCCUCCUCAGGCUUCUGGAGAGGUAUCUGCCUCCUAUUCAUAUUCCCAGGCGUGCUGGCGAGGGCAUGAAGAGAUCCUCCUAGAAGUGUGUACAGUCACACGAGGAGAUGGCAAUGUUAGGUGAGAUGUGAUUAGGCUAGGCACAGGUACCGUGGCAGCGGAGCGCAAUAAUAGAGGGAUUGUUAGAACCAACAAACCAGAGCAGGUGCCUUGGGAGAAACAAUGAAGGUGCCAAGGUACCCCGAAAUUUCACGGGAGUGGAGCAAAUGUCAAC
This is a messenger RNA of Thermothelomyces thermophilus ATCC 42464, 1221 nucleotides long. RefSeq lists its product as uncharacterized. The transcript has a single exon. Bases 234 to 1016 code for a protein of 260 amino acids. NCBI's taxonomy places the organism in Eukaryota, Fungi, Ascomycota, Sordariomycetes, Sordariales, Chaetomiaceae. The record is from RefSeq and is a predicted model, not a curated record.